AUGGUGUCACUCAUGCCACUCAAGCUCGUAGAGGUUAAACAUGGAGAGCUGCCAAGCUGCUACUGGUGCAGAAUUUCAGCUGCAGUGGCACUGUGGGAGCCUUUCAGAGGUUACAGCCAGCAACGCAAGCACAUCAACGCCUGGAAAGGCAGCAUCACAGGGUUUAACAUGGUGCUGGCAGCCUCUCUGGUUUCUAGCUACUGCCUUUCUUACAAGGAACUCAAACAUGAGAGGUGCAGAAGUACCAGCGUAGAGAGGUCAGCACUUAUCACCUGA
Messenger RNA from Onychomys torridus (southern grasshopper mouse), 276 nucleotides. RefSeq names its product ATP synthase subunit f, mitochondrial-like. Gene Ontology annotation, molecular function: proton-transporting ATP synthase activity, rotational mechanism. The transcript has a single exon. Lineage: Eukaryota; Metazoa; Chordata; Mammalia; Rodentia; Cricetidae. Bases 1 to 276 code for a protein of 91 amino acids. Gene Ontology annotation, biological process: proton motive force-driven mitochondrial ATP synthesis. The record is from RefSeq and is a predicted model, not a curated record.